Molecule: messenger RNA, 707 nt
Organism: Phytophthora infestans T30-4
Lineage: Eukaryota; Oomycota; Peronosporomycetes; Peronosporales; Peronosporaceae
Product: DNA-directed RNA polymerase II subunit J
Exons: 2
Coding region: 348-707 (119 amino acids)
Biological process (GO): transcription by RNA polymerase II
Cellular component (GO): RNA polymerase II, core complex
Molecular function (GO): DNA binding; protein dimerization activity
Source: RefSeq, a predicted model, not a curated record
AAAAUCGGUACCUGCUAGUACGUUGAACGACAUGAAGCGGAAGGUGGACGCUACAAGAGGCACGGAAGGGUCCUCAGCGCUUCUAGGCGGCGCGUACAGCGUCCACGGUCGAUGGAUCGGUCGCGGCUUGUAAGCCUUCGUGCGCUGUCUCUUAUCAUCGGUUUGCGAGCUGCUGCCAUCGUUGGUCGGGCGCCUCGAGCGCUGACGUUGACGGCGCUGAGCGUCGGGCAUUUCCCUUUUGUCCUCCAUCGAAAUGGCUUCAGACCUAGAAGGCGAAGUGUACCACAUAUUAUUCACUUUUCGGUAUACCACAUUUGCAUCUUACUUUUUUAGGGAACAAAUUCACGAUGAACGCACCAAACCGCAGCGACUCGUACCUGCUGCCCGAGGGUGCGCAGAAGGUGACGUACGAGAAGGACACCAAGAUCUCCAAUGCCGGGAAAUUCACCAUCCUCCGCGAGGACCACACCAUGGGCAACCUCAUCCGCAUGCAACUGUUGCGCGACCCAAAUGUGACUUUCAGCGGAUACCGCCACCCGCACCCGCUUAUCCACGACAUUACUGUGCGCGUGCAGACCAACGACGCGUCAUCACCUGUGGAGGCUUUGGCUAACUCCCUCGACGACCUCAGCACUGAGUUCGACGAAAUUGCGCAAAAGUUCCGCCGCCUUACCGGCAAUACUAAGGACCACAGCUCCUUCAGUUAG